Molecule: messenger RNA, 1182 nt
Organism: Oikopleura dioica
Lineage: Eukaryota; Metazoa; Chordata; Appendicularia; Copelata; Oikopleuridae
Source: the annotation of a GenBank genome assembly
AUGAGUAAUCGGCGGAAUGAGGAGAGACUACACGAUUUCCUCGUCAAACUUCCCAAGGCCCAUCGCUGGGCUGUCCACGAGUUUUUCUACAGCGACAUUGACCAUGCCAUUUUCGAAAGUGAAAGCGAAUUCAAGCUCUGCCUCAAAGAAACCUUCCCGCAGCUGCACGGGAAGCGAUUACGAAGGGUUGAAUGGAACAUGAUACGAAAACUGCUCGGAAAGCCGCGACGCUUUUCCACCGCCUUCCUGGAAGAAGAGAGAGAAUCACUCAGGAGCAAACGCGAAAAAAUUAGGAUAUUGCAGCGGAAUGGAACCUUGACGGCGGAUCAGCUGCAAGAUUUGCCGAGGAAUAUACCGCCGAUCCUGCCCGUCGGAACGAGGGUCACGUGCAAGGUCAAUCUUCAGUCAAGAGACGAUCUUUUAGCGACUGGAACGGUCGAAGUCGUUGUCAAUAAUGGCUACAAAAUCCGCUUCGACAGCAACGAGCCUGAACUAUCUCUAUCGGGGGAGCCCUACUUCGUUUCUGAUUUGAACGUGAUGAGCAACGAGCAGCUCAACCCGCUCGUCGUCGAAAAGCCCGACGAAAAGAGUGACCUUGCCGACACGAAGGCCGCAAUGAUGCCGCUCAUCAAUGGAUUAGCCGACCUUCAAGUGCUGUUGGACGAAAAGGAACGUAUUGUAGGCUUACUACAUUUGACGAACAACCAUGCCCAAGCUCAGUUUGCCCUUGGGCAGCAUCUUUCGAUGUCCGAAAAGAAAGAAUACGCACAGAACAUGGUCAGACUUCAACAAGUGAACAGUAGAUUAGAGAAGGUCUUUGGCAUUGUCAAUUCAUCAUCAUCAUCCCUAAAGACCAAAUACCCGACAGAAAUCGAAACUGCCGAGCACGCUUGCGCAAACGCUUACGACUUGGUGCAGCAGCAAAAUAAGAGAUAUCCAAAUGAUCCUAACAAUCCAUUGAAAAGUGAAUCGCUUAUUGUUCACUUGACGGCAAUUCUGGAGGAACUCGGAAAGUCAAACGAGGCUAACAAUGGGCUCAUCCAGGAUCUAAUAGACAGUGCACGACAGACUACAUCGCCUGAAUUAGCAACUCUGUUCGAGCAGGAAGUCGUCCAACAGGUGCACCAUCUCCGAACUGCUCUUUCAACAAACAUUCUCGGAUGUUUUUCAAGUUCCAGAUAA